Molecule: messenger RNA, 3355 nt
Organism: Cottoperca gobio
Lineage: Eukaryota; Metazoa; Chordata; Actinopteri; Perciformes; Bovichtidae
Product: C3a anaphylatoxin chemotactic receptor-like
Exons: 3
Coding region: 48-1112 (354 amino acids)
Biological process (GO): positive regulation of cytosolic calcium ion concentration; inflammatory response; phospholipase C-activating G protein-coupled receptor signaling pathway
Cellular component (GO): plasma membrane
Molecular function (GO): complement receptor activity; G protein-coupled receptor activity
Source: RefSeq, a predicted model, not a curated record
CAGCAGCUGACCAAGUCGCUGUGAUAUCAGUUAAACAGCUGCAGCCAAUGACGAUGUCUCUGAAUGGCUCCCUUCCGAUCCUCAAGUCUUUCAAGAAUGAUCAGGCGACAGUUGUGGAUGGUGACGCCAUCAUGGACAACGUCUCCAUCGUCCUCUACACUCUGACCGUCGUGCUCGGCAUCACAGGGAACUCCAUGGUGAUCUGGGUCGCUGGAUUCAAGCUUAAGCCAAAGGUAACCAACGUGUGGCUGGUGAAUCUGGCGAUAGCGGACUUAAUAUUCUGUUUCACGCGAGUCUUCUCCCUCACUAAGAAGCUCUUCUUCGACCACUGGCCCUUUGGCAUCUUCCUCUGCAAGUUCAACGGCUUCUUCAAGUACGCCAACAUGUUCUGUUCUGUCUUCCUGUUGGCUGUGAUCAGUCUGGACCGAGCGCUCUGCGUCUGGCGGCCUGUCGCCACCAAACAACGGCGUACGCUGUGGGCCGCAAGGGUGGUGGCCGUCUGCGUCUGGAGCACUGCGUUCGUCUUCAGCACUCCGUACUUGGUCUACCGUCAAGUCUACCUGGGGAAAAACAACCUGAGCAAGUGCUCUCUGGAGGUGAAGGAGGGGAACAGCAGUGCUAAACCGGCUCUCUACUCCAUUCGCUUCCUCUGUGGCUUUAUGUUGCCUUUCAUGGUCAUCCUCAUCUGUUACAUCCUGGCCGGAAUUGGAAUCAGGCGCACCCGCCUAACGGGGAAGUCCCGCCCCCUGCGCAUAUUAGCAUCAUUAGUCGUCGCCUUCUUCCUGUGCUGGGCGCCGUACCACUGCCUUCUGCUGGUGAAGAUGGUGGACAGUAAGAACCCUGUGGUGAAGAUCUGGCACCCUGUGGCGAAGGGUGUCGCCUACUUUAAUAGCUGUGUAAACCCGCUGUUGUAUUUCUGCAUGGGGCUGGACGUGAGGGGGCGGUUCAGGCAGAGUUUGGCAGGGGUGUACAGGAGAGCUCUGGCAGACGACGUGGACGGACAGACGACCCAGUCCAACGACCGAUCUCUGGAUGACAGCAACGGGUCGAAACACAGUACUGUUGUGUUGGCAGGAAGGGGUCAGACAACAGUGGAUGUAGCUAAAGUUUGAGUCUCUCCCAGAGUGAACACAAGUUUGAGCAUUAAAGGGCCAUACUGGUGUUUUAUAUGUUAUUAAAGUCACAGAGAAAUGGCAGUUAAAGCGUCUUUAGAUUUCUGUGAUUUGGAUGACCUCAACUAAAUCAUAUUUGGUUGGAUACAGUUAUGAUUAUGUCCCAAUAAAUCAAGAUGAGUCAAUGGAAAUAUUUAAAUAUUACACAUUCAGAGAAAAUGUAUUUUGAUAUAAAAAAUACAUAUCAAGACAUAACAAAUAAUUACUACAAGUACACAAAAGUAGUUUUAUAUUUAAUUUCACUUUUUUUAACAACAUUUUCACUUCACACCCACAUCCCUGGUGAUUGUAAGGUUGUGUACACUGUUGUGAUAUUGAACAUACUCUUUUCAUAACAGAGUAUUCUUUUUGAAAAUAACCACAAAAAAAUCUAUUGAUACAUACGGUACUGUAUAUUUCUAAAAGUAUUCAUAGAACUUGUACUUGUACUUACUGUGAAAGUUCUAUAAAGUGUCACGGGUGAUAUAGUAGAAGGUAAAAGUUGUUAAUGUUAAAAGGAAGUAAAAGGUUGUACUGCUUUCCUUCCCUCCAAAGAUGUAUUUAUUUCAGUUUAUGUCAGUAAGGUAUAAAAGCUGUAGAGGUCUGAACCUUGCUUGAGAUGCAUAAUCCAUCACAAUCGCAUCACAAAUAUCUACACAGGUUUUCCUUUUUGUGUCAGAAUUAUGGUAUGAUCGUAUGGUAAUGCAGUUGUGAGCAAGGGCUGUUUGUUUGUGUUUGCUUAAUGAUUGCCCUCAGGAUUAGAUUUUUUGCCAUAUAAUUUAGCUCAUCAAAAUAAGUGACAGAAGAAAUAUUAUUUAAUUAUUGAGACUAUCCUUCUUUCUAUUGUAGUUAAGACCACUAUACGUAUUAUUUAUUAUUUCCUUCUCAAACUGCAAACUUUCAAAUUAUUGUGGCUACAUUUAGAAGAAUUUCACUUAUCCAAAAGAUGGGCAAAGUGCUAAGAGGUUUUUGGAAAUACGUUCAAAGUGCUGACUGCACGGUGAAGAGACUUAUAGAUGUUAAUAAUAGUUAAUAUACUAAGGUCAGAGUCACAGUUUCCUGUGAAGUUGUGUUUUGUUUCAUGUUAUUUAGGUCACAGAUAAAGAAAAGAGGAACUGUGGUGAGUCUGGAGGAAUAGGAAACAAGGCAGAGGGAAGUGAGAUUAUUAAAAGGAAAUCCAGUAAUAACUUGAUGCUGUCUUGUGUUCAGGGGUCACGCUGAAGGGUUAUCAUGUUGAAUUUCUGAAGCUCACUGUGUUACACUUUGAUAUAAAUUUCACUGCAAUGAGAGAUACUAAUCUCACAAUAAUACUUUCCCAGAAGGUUGUGAGUUCAAUACCAGGCCUGCCACCAUUGUGCUCCUGAGCAAGCUGGAGAAUGUGGAGAAUGUCCCUGUAGUUAGUUUACUGUAAGUCGCUCUGGAUAAGAGCGUCUGCUGAAUGCCCUGUAAUGUAAUUUACGAUGAUGUAAAACUGAGAAAAGAAGCAAAUCCUCACAUUCGUGGUGUUUGGACUUGUGAAUAUUUUACAUUUUUGCAGCUUUAUGAGAAAUAUAAACACACGUGUGUGUGAUACGUUUGUCACUAAUGAAAGAAGUCUUCAAAUCAAAUCAAUGAAAAUGCAAAUAUUUUUUCUUUCGAAAGUUUGAGUGCUGGACACAAGAUUUCUCGUAAUUCACUGUAAUACACUCAGUGUAUGUGCACUGGAUUCAACUUUUCACAACCCACUUCUGUUAGUUGCAUAUGGACAGACUUGUCAUACUCGUACUUAUACAUAUUUUAAACUCAAAUUUAACUCAGAGAAACUUUUCCUUUUCAACAGAAAACAACCCUUGUGUUAAACUGCACAAACUUCAUUCAGCACAGUGAAGCUCAAACAUCCAAAGUGAGUUCACAAAAGACAAAACAUAUUUUUGACUGGAGGGAGACUUUAAAAAAUGACUUAAACAUUAAAUUAGUUAAAAAAAAGUAUUAUGUAAUCAUUUAAAUGUAUUAGCACUUACAAACUUUACAGUAUAACUACUCAACUAUGAGUCUCAAGAUGCAUUUAAUUUAGAAACAUCCAACUGUGCUGCAGUGUUUUGUGCCUGAUUGCGAUGACAAGAUCUGAUCCUCUGUGGUAUUGGAGGACUCAGUUUCCACAUCUCAGGAUUUUCCUCGUGAUAGAAAACUUGUUGCUUAUGAUGUAAUGUACUGGAAUUUCUAAA